UUGCCUUCUCACAGCUGAAGGCUACAGUUUUGACACGGUCUCACUUCCUGUUUACACCACAGGAAGCAAGAGAGCUGUUGCCACUCCACGCACUGCAGGAAGACACGGCAGGGGGAACCCCCUGCACCCUUGCAUGCUGCCCGGGACCUGGAGUCACCCCGCAGUCUAUAGCCUCCACAGAGGACCAGCCAGGGAAGAGAGCCAACCCAGUGCAUCAAACAUCCCCCAUAAAACACCCACUGCUUAAGAGGCAGGCUCGGAUGGACUAUAGCCUUGACGCCACAGCCGAAGACCCUUGGAUUAGAAUUUCUGACUGCAUCAAAAACUUAUUUAGCCCCAUAAUGAGUGAGAACCAUGGCCACAUGCUGCUACAGCCCAAUGUCCACUUGGGUGAGGAAGAUGGGACACAGGGCCACUCAGAUGGGGCCCUGGCAAAGUUGGACGCUGCCAAUGGUGCUCCCAAAGUUUACAAGACAGCAGACAGCAACACUGUGAAGAAAGGUCCUCCUGUGGCCCCCAAGCCAGCCUGGUUUCGCCAAAGCUUGAAAGGUUUGCGGAAUCGUGCUCCAGACCUCAAAAGGCUGCCCAGUGCAGCCUCACCCACCCAGCCAACACCUGCACCCAGGGAGCAUUCUGGGCCUCACCCGCGGGCCUCCUCCUCCAUCAAGCAGAGAAUCAGCUCUUUUGAAACAUUUGGCUCCUCUCAACUUGCAGAUAGAGGAGCCCAGAGACUAAGCCUCCAAUCCCCCCUUGGAGACGGAGCAAAACCUUCUGGAAAGCAAGAGGGAGGACGGGUUUCUGGCCUCUUUGUGCGAGGGGCUCCAUCCACAGGUGAGCAACAGCAGUCAGAGAAAGAGCAGCUGCCCCCAGCUUCCCCUGCGGCUUCAGAAGCUAGAGACACCAGUGUGUCUGAGUCCCCUCCCCCAGGGCUGCAGCUCACUCAGAAGACCCCUGCCACUGACCCAGACCCUCUUCUGAGGCUGCUAUCCGCACAGACUGAGGAAUCGCAAGGCCCCGUUGUCAAGACGCUGAGCCAGCGGGCACGGAGCUUCCCUCUGUCCAGGACCCAGUCCUGUGAAGUGAGGCCAUUGGAUGAAAAGACCAGUAGACUGUACUCCAUCAGCAGCCAAGUGUCAUCGGCUGUCAUGAAAUCUUUGCUCUGCCUUCCGUCUUCAGUCUCCUGUGGCCAGAAUCCCUGCAUCCCCAAGGAAGGGGCACCUCCAACGCCAUCAUCCAACGAAGACCCAGCAAAUAGUUCUGCUGAAAUGUCUGCCUCAGACACGGGGUUCUCGCUCAACCUUUCGGAGCUGAGAGAAUACACAGAGGGCCUGACGGAGCCGAAGGAAGCUGACGACUGGAACCACAGUUCCCCUCAGGCUGGCCAAUCUGUUAUCUCUCUGCUGAGCUCAGAGGAACUGAAGAAGCUCAUAGAGGAAGUGAAGGUUCUGGAUGAAUCAAUGUUAAAGCAAUUAGACAGCAUCCAUGUCACCAUCUUGCACAAGGAGGAAGGGGCCGGCCUUGGUUUCAGCUUGGCAGGAGGAGCAGAUCUAGAAACCAAGGUGAUCACGGUUCACCGAGUGUUCCCAAAUGGGUUGGCUGCCCAGGAAGGGACUAUUCAGAAGGGCAAUGAGGUCCUGUCCAUCAACGGGAAGUCUCUCAAAGGGGCCACGCACACAGAUGCCCUGGCCAUCCUCCGCCAAGCUCGGGACCCACGGCAAGCUGUGAUUGUCACGAGGAAGCCAGCUUUGGAGGUCACGCCGGACCUGAACUCCUCCACUGACUCUGCAGCCUCAAUCUCUGUAGCCAGCGAUGCGUCUGUAGAAUCCACAGCAGAGGCCAUGGUCUGCACAGUGACGCUGGAGAAGACCUCUGCAGGGUUGGGCUUCAGCCUGGAAGGAGGAAAGGGCUCACUGCACGGAGACAAGCCUCUCACCAUUAACAGGAUAUUCAAAGGUCAAGGAGUUGGAACCGAGACAUUUAGGAAGCUGCCCACCCCCAGAUGUUCAGAGAAAGCAGCUGAGGCCCAGAGAGGGACAGGGGCCAGCAAGUGAACAACAUGAAGGAUGGCAUGUCUACCCUGGUGGUGGCUUUUUUUCCUCUGCUCAUACCCUAUCUCACCACGGAGCAUUAAGCCUGAAGGUCAGGGACCUCCUCGAAUCUCAAAGCCUCAGCACCAUUCAGAAUCUACGUCUGUCUUGCUCACCAACCUCCAUCCAUUCCACCUUUGCUGAGACCUUCACUCUUCUCUCUGCUCCUCCUCCCACUGGGCCAGCUGAAGGCCUCAUCCCCUCUCACCUGUACUUUCAACAGCAGUGUCCCAAGUGGACCAUCUGCCUCCAGUCUCAUCCUGCACCAAUCCAUCCUGCGCACUGCUAGAAGACAAACCUUCUAAACUCAGGGCUCUUCUAGCUAAUCACUUGCCGAGAAAUCAAGAAUGGCUACCCACAAUCUACAUAAUUAGCAGAUUCUUCAGCGCAGCAUUUAUGGCCCUCCUCAACCUGGCGCCAGACUUCCUUCCACUCCCUUCUCCAAUGAACUACUGUUCCAGGUUCACACUCUAUAUUCCUGUUGGUGCCUUGACUUUUACUCUUCCCUCUGCUUUGAAUGCUAUCUCCUAUUAUACCUACCUGUUGAAAUCCUGCCUUACUUUCAAAAUUCAAUUAAAAAAAAUCCUUCUCAAUUCCUGCGGCAGAUAUUGGAUGAGUAUUCAUGGUUCUUUGGACUUCGUAAAACAGUUAACAUUGAGUCGAUUCCAACGCAUGGUGACUCCACGUGUGUCACAGUAGGACUGUGCUCCACAGGGUUUCAAUGGCUGAUUUUUGGGGAGUAGAUUGCCAGGACUCUCUUCUGAGGUGCCCCUAGGUAGCCUCAAAUUUCCAACCUUUUAGUUAGUAGCCAAGCGCAUGAACCUUUUGUACCACCCAGGGACUCCCAUAGUCUUUUAUAUAUUCCAUUUAUAACAUAUUCAACCCUCCCGUCACUGCAGUCAUUAACAUCAUCUCCUUCCCUAAUCACCUGCUCAGAAGUGCCUUAUCAGGAACUCUACACAGCAUGCUAAGGCCAAGUUCGCUGAUACCCAUGGGGACCAGCGCCCAGAGCUUUGCUCACAGUCAGGAUCCAUAGAUGACUGCUGAAUUGCUUGACUUGAGACUAUAGUCCUAACACCUUCAAACAGAUAUGUGUUGGCAAAACCUAGUUCUGGGAUGAAUGGUUUCUGAAUGCUGCCCCUGAGUGGCUUCAUCAGAAAGAUCUGGGCAGGUGUGAGUUAAAAAUACUGAUUCUUGGUACACCACCAGCCCUAUUGAAUCAGUGUGUUGGGGCAGGGUUGGCUAGAAAUCUAUAUUUUUAAAAGCUCUUGCCCCCAAGGUCCUCCUUACUGCCUCCCGGGAUUCUGAGGCAUUGCCAUGAUUGGGCACCACUGAGCUAAAACUGCGCAUGCAGACUUCUCUCUGGGCUGGAAACAUAAACGGGCAAAUGAGAAAUUUUACCCAGCGACCAUGUUCCCCUCUGGGUGAGCACUGGGCUUUAUGGGAGGAAAGACAUAUGGCUGAGGAAGAAGCAAAUCAAUACAUCACAAAGUGACCACGUGAAUGAUGGCUACUGCAGGUACACCACUAUGGGACGUCAACAGAAGGAGAAAAAAGGGCUCAGAGAGGUGCUCUAAGUCGCCCAGUCUCCUCAUAGAAAAAGCUGGGAUAAUGAUACCCACUGCCAGUUUGUUAUAAAAAUUAAUUAAAAUAACAAGUGUAAAGCACUUAGCAUAACUCCUGGGCACAGAGAACCACCAACCAACCCCCUUGCCAUCAAGUUGAUUUCGAUUCACAGCGAUUCCAUGUGUUACAGAGAAGAACUACUACAUAGGGUUUUCUUGGCCGUAAUCUUUACAGAAACAGAUGGCCAGAAAUACUUCCACUAUAAUUAGACUCCUCCACCUUGAAAACAACCCAGAAUCCAACACCUCUUCCCUCCUUCACAGCUGCCACUCUGAGUUGUCAUCACCACCAUCUCUCAUCUAGACUACCGCUACGCCUAACUAGUCCCUCUGCUCUUGCUCAUGGUCUCCUACAUUCUAGAUCCAUCACAGCAGCCAAUGUGGUCCAGUUAAUGCUGAAGUCAGAGCAGGUCCCACUUGUUCAAAACUCUCCAAUGGUUUCCCAUUUUAUUGACAGGAAAUGCCCAAGUCUUCACAACGCUACAGGGUCUGGCCCAGCUACCUCUCUGAACACAACUCCUACCCUCUCCCCUUGCGCGCUGUGUUCCGGCCGCAAGAGCCUCUGAGCUGAUCCCUAAAUGCUCCACACCUGCUUCCACGUCAGGGACUUGGGACCUGCUCAGCCCUCUGCUAGGAGCACUGCCCAGAUAUACCAUGGCUCCUUUACAGGCAUUUUUCUCAAAUGCCAUAUACCAGUGAGGCCCGCUCCCACUUUUCCCUGGCAUCUGCAUUUGGCUUUAGUUUUCUCCAAGGCUUUUACCCCAACCCCUGAUAAUUGCACGUGCGUACAUCUGCUGUGACCUGUGUGUUUGCUUUUCCCACUAGAAUCUCAACUCCAAGAGGAGUUUAUCUGUUCUGAGAGGUCAGUACAUGGAUCAGGAGAAUAGGUUCUGGAGACAGGUGCCUGGGCUUAAAUUCUGGCUCUAUUACUUCCUGGCUGUGUGAUCAUGGGCAUUUUACUUAACCUCUCUGUGCCCCAGUUUCCUUAUCUAAAAGAUGGGAAUAAUAAUAGCACAUUAGGGUUGUUGUAAGAAUAUGCAGAGUGCUUAGAGCAGUGCCUGACACACAGCAGUGCUGUCUAAGUGUUUGCUGCUGCUCCUGUUGUUCCCCAGUGCCUAGAACAAGCCUGUAUGUGUAGAAUGAUAAUGGAGUAAUCACCAACGUGGGCUUCAGACUUAUAAGAAGAGCUCUCCAUGUGGCAGACUUUGACAUAAAGCUUUCUUGGGGACAUAAAGUGCUUUUCAUCAGGCCGACAAGAGGUGGGAGAUCAAGGCUCGAGUCAAAAUCUGCAUGCUAGUGGGUCUGGUGGAACCUUCCUGACCCCAAUCACUCCAUCUGCAAGAUUCACGCAAUCAUCUCUGCUACCUGGCAUGAGAUGUGAUGGUCUCUUCCCAUUGUGCGUUGCCAUGGAAAUCAGCCCCUAAGAAGAAACGGCUCGCCUCUUACUCUGAAAAUCACUGUCAGACCUGGUGACAUCAAAGGGCAGGUUCUGACACCUGGCUCUGCCAGGUAGGAGGAGAAGAGAAUGAGGCAGAGGUCAGUGCCCCCAGCCCAAGUCAUGGGAUCUGGGCCAGCUCUGUAUUUGUUUGCUUGUUUUUAAAGCAAAAAUAAAGGUUUUACUCAGCAUAUAUUCAAAGAGGCAAAAGUAGGACAUGGACAAGCAUGCUGCCUGAGCCCUAUCUGCUCGAAUCCAAGGAGUAUCACAGAAUAGGCAAAAGUCAGAAAGUGGACAAGUAUGCUGCUAGAGCCAUAUCUGUCAGAUUCCAAGGAACGUUACAAAAUCAUCAGGAUGUAUGACCAUUACAAAUGGGCAAAACCAUUGAAAGCUUCACCUUUUCACGUAGUGGCUAGAAACCGUUAGGUCAUUGUGAUUCUACAUUUUGAAUUGUCUUUCUUAACGAUCAUUGGUACAGGUUUCAGUAAUGACAGUCAGGAGGGUCUUCAUUCGUCCAGCAAAUCUUACUCCUCGCUAAAGGCUAACAGAAAAAGAUAAGAGUGGAAAGUAUGUGGGUCUUUUGUGCUGUGUUUAAUGAUUUGUUUAUGUGAAACAUUGCCAAAAGAUGUUUCCAGGAUUGUCCUAGCUAUAAUCUUUAUACUUCCAGGCCUAGUUGACGUGUCCUCGUGAGUCCUUGUGGGUCCUUGAGUCUGGAUCCAGUUUGGUCACAUUCUUUAUACUCAAGGGCAGGGAAUAAUGGCUCCAAUAUUAUCUCCUAAAUCAUUCCCUCCUUUUGAUUGCAGAUUGGAGAUAACACAUUGAUGAUCAAUACCUGGACUUAGCUGGGCUCCUAGAUGGUGGCCAUGGCAGGUUCUUUAAAUGCAUGGUGUUGGUCUUCCAUCAGAAACCACCUGGUUCUUCACCAGGGCAGUCCUGUAUUUGGGGGCCAAAGUUGAGUGUAGGAGUGUGUUUGUGUGCUGGAGCCCAUUAUGGUAUUUUUAAACUCAUACAAUUUUGUUAUGUUUAACAUCUUUUAAGAGAUGUUUAAAAAGCCAGCUUAGCAAAGAGUAUCCCAGAGGUGAUGGGUCUGGGUGUUCAGUAAAAUGUUACAACACCAAGGCUCAUCUCAUGGGAUUGUGUGCUGAGAACACAAACUAUUUCCUCUCCUGGUGGAUGUACAGGGACUGCAAGGUUACACUGGGACACACCCUCAGGUGCAAUUUCUUUCAUUGUCAACUUGGGUGGCUUCCAGGAUCCACCAGUGACCUGAAUUGCACAGAAAAGCUCCUGGUAAAAACCUGGCCACGACUGUGAGAAGAUGGGAACAGAACAGUUCCCAAGCUCAAUUCUGCUGUCGGCUCAAGAUGUAAAGAGUGACUCAGAGUCACUCUUCAGUGCCUAGGCACCUUGUCCCAUUCCUUGUCUGGGGUGACAAUCACCUGCUGAAAUGUGGGUGGUGACAGCUGCUCCAGGCUGGUAGAUCAUGCUCAAAGAGCACCCAAGAGACUACUUGGGGCUCAGGUCCUGCUCUGCUGACCUCCCAGCCUCUAACCCUGUAUAGAGAGCACUCAGGCUCUGCUCUGCUGACCUCCCAGCCUCUGACCUUCCCCAAGCCUCAGUUUACUCAUCUGCUCAAUGGGACCAUGACACUUGCCCAACGUGACCUAGGGAGCUUGAGGCAGGAUUCCCCAAAUCAAAAACAAGAAUAAUGCCUCUCCACAAUUCUUUCCCAUUUGCCAGAUGCUAUCAUGUAUUGGAAACCCUGGUGGCAUAGUGGUUAAAAGCUAUGGCUACUAACCAAAAGGUCGCAAUUCAAAUUCACCAGGUACUCCCUGAAAACCCUGUGGGGCAGUUCUACUCUGUCCUACAGGGUCGCUAUGAGUCAGAAGUGACUCAAUGGCAACAAGCUUUUUACGUGUCAUGUAUUAUGUCACUGAUGUGUAUGCAAUAGUGUUUAGUAACAUCAAAGCCUAAAGAGCUGUUAGGCAUUUUUAUUACUGGGAAUCUUAAUCAAUGUGCCCGAUGUAAUGGAAUGGCCACAGUUAAGAACGGAGAAUGUAAUUCAGUUCAGGAGAUUGUUCUUACCCUGGCAGAGGCUCACAGAAGCAACCACAAGGGUGGUUAAAUCCUCUCACAUAACCUGGCUUCGGAGGACAUAAUGGAUGCUCAACAUUGGUAGCUGGAAGGGAGAGCAGACGGUCAGUGAACCAGAACUUCAGACAGUCAGGCUGCUGCCACUGACCUGUCUUUGUUGGGCACCCAGAGUGCAUGCGGACUCAACCACCCAGGGCUAGGGGAGUCAGCAAGAGGACUGUUACGUGGCCCUGAGUUCCCUCCUACACUCUUCCCAGUGCCCCUUACACCUAUACACAUACACACAUUCAUGCUCACACAUACAUCACACAGACACACACACUCAUACACACAAACUCACGUAUACACAGUCCCACACACACUCACUCAUACAUUCACGCACACACACAUUCACGCAAACUCACACCCACUCACUCAUAUACAUUCACACACACAGGCACACAAACAUAUACACACAUUCACAGGAAAUCAUCCAAAUUCACACCCAGUCACUCAUAUGCAUUCACGCACACAUUUACACACAUCUUCCUACAGCCAGCUUCCCCAAGCCUGCCAGAAUAUUAGAGAAAAGAACAUUUCAGAAGGUAAGGCUUGGGGGUACGAGGAGGAAGACACCCCCUCUCAAAUCACAGCCAACAGAGGCGUCACCCCCACGUGGAGAUCAGAGGAAAGGGCAGGGGCAGGAGCUCUGCUCUUGCCUGCAGAGAAGGAACGGACCAGCAUCACAGCCUUCUCAGAGUGGCACUCCCAUGGGUUCACAAAAUCCUUGCACGCUGAGCUUUUGUGAAGCUAAACUUGAACCUUCAGGCACAAACUACGAGCCCUCAGCAGGAAUAAAAAAGGCAUCGAUACAAUCUGGGACUUAAAAAUGAAGUCGCUGGCAUGGUGACUCUUCCACCUCAGACCUCCAUGGCCCAGAAUUCCCCCAAAGCCCACAAAGCAAGCAGCACAGAAGGAAGACCCAGGCAGUGAGUUCUCUGGUGACUCCUAUCUGGUCCACUGAACUGAGAGGGUGCAGAGGAGAAAGAGAGCCCAGGGUCCCACAAAGGCCUAGGCAGCACCCCAGCCAUUGCUCACCAUUGGUACUGAUGGUCCCAUCCUCAUAUUUUCUGACGAGCACCAAGUCCACAAAAUCUCUGGGAGAAAUGAGCUUCAUGGCAGCUGAGGGGGUAGAGGUUCUGCUUACGCACAGCGUCUGCCAAAGCAAAGGGGAGCCCAGCUGCAUCUGGUGGCCAGACAUCUUCUCCCUGCCCCCACUCCACCCCUGGGCUCAUCAACCCAUUCCCAUUCCCAGGGACUGAAAAGCAGAGACAGCAUUGACAGUAGGUUGGCCCUACGACCUGGAGGGUCAAGAAUGAGGCCCUUCUAAAAGAAUCAGCUUUCACUGAAAUAUACCCCAUUUAGAAAAUCUAAGACUGACAUUGGUUGCUUAUGGCCAUCUAGUCACUCUGAGGUUAUAUCCCAAGAGGGAUUAUAAGAGUUACCAUUAUUGAGUACCUAGCAAGAGCCUGGUCAGACCAAAGCUCUCUUUUAUUCCCUCACUGUUAUUAACCCAUUUGAUGGGUGAGGAAACUGAGGCUUGGAGUGGUUAAGGAACUUACCUACAAAGCUCACAGUGGAAAUGGAAUCUGAAGAGAGUCAGGAUUAGGGUGAGGCAAGAAACGCUCUAGGGCUCAACAUUGAAGGAGGCACACCUUUUUUAAGGCCAAUCCUGCACUUGCACAACCUUGAGAAUAAGUGUAUCCUUAACAGUUGUGCCCUAGGUGGCUCUCUGCUUUCACCCUAGUGCUGGCUCUAGGGGGGGCACCUCUCAAACCCCAUCCAACUUCAAAAUAUCCCAUCCAUCCACUCUCCAACUUGCUAAACUAAGGACACUCUGAACCCCUUUAUUGCACUAUCCCCUCCUCCAGCAGGACUCCAGCUGUCUCAAGGUCACAAUGAAGUAGAGGUCAGGUUUGAAGAAGUCUGGGGGUGAGAAAGGAUUGGAAAAGUUCUCUUCCUCAUCUCUGUUCGGUAUUAAGACUUGGGGCACCACAGGCUGAGAGCCCUUUUGCCAGAGGCAUCUUUGACUCAGAGUAUUAGUCUUCAAGGUGGGCACGUGAUCCCUAGGUGUACAUGAGCACUUUCCAAUGGGGGGGGUGGGGUUUAGGACUCAGUUUCCAGAUGAGCCAACCUCCACGUGUCCUUCCUAACAUGACCCACCUGAGAGCAAGCUGCACAUUCAUGCAGGUCUCCCCUCCCACUUGACCCCCUCCCACUGGAAAAAUCACGCAUGGCCCCCACCCAUCUGCCAUCAUCCUAUCAGGCAUUGUCCUGGGGUGUAAAAUCCCCAGGGUGCCAGAGAGACAGUUAGGGAUACUGGUUUCAAUGUUAAAUCAAAGCACUGUACACUGGGGUCAGAAUUUCAUGUCUUCCCCUUCCUUAAGCAUAUUCUUAUUAAAGGCACAAGUGUGGUAUUAGAAACAUAGUAAUUUGCCUUUUCUGAAUUCUGAUAUCUUGUAGAUGGGGUAACAGAAGUGAUUUUUUUUUUUUUUUUUUUAAAUAGUCAUACCCCUUCACCCUUGAUAAUUGCUAAAAAAAAAAAAAAAAGAAAGAAAGAAAAAAAAUCCAUCAUUGCUGGAGACGAUCUGAAGACCAAGAUGAAGAGGACAUUGGUGAGAUAUACUGAAGGCGGCAGUAUAUGUUAUAAAUGCAACGAACUCAUGGCAUGGCUGUGUCUUUUCCUCCUUCCUUCUCUCUCCCCCUCCCUUCCUUCCCCCCAUCUAUCAUCCAUCCAUCCAUCUCUGUAUCUUAUCUAUCCAUCCACCCAACCACCUAGCCACCCACUCACCCACCCAUCCAUUCAGCCAUCAUCUAUCCUAGAAUUCAAAAUAUGAGAUUUGUUAAAAACAUGCUGAGAAAUAUCAAUCUGCAAGGAAGAGCCAUUUCUCUGCAUUUUUGUCCUUUUAGUAAUGAUAAAUAGCUACCAUUUGUCAGUGCGUCUCUGCUUUUUUAUAAACCUGAGCUUACCGUAGCCCAUACUUUCCCUUCUGCACUGUUAAUGUCUAUUGAAGGCUGUAUCUUUCUAGCAAUAAGCCAUGUCUUUUCAUGGACACAUGAGCUAAUUAGAAAAAGAGCUCCCAUUCAUCUCAUGGAGAGAUGCAAAAUAUUUUACUUUUUACAUUUAACAGUUCUUCGUCAAAAUUUGUAAUACAAUCAUUUUAAAUAAAUUACAACCGCAACUCAAUCCAGAUUUUUUUAACACUCAGAGUCUUAUGAUCACAGGAAAUGACUUUUACGUAUAUAUCAUUAAUUUACACACAUAUUUAUGAUGCAGAGAAGUGCGGCAGGAUGAUCAAUAAAAGCAUUUCAUGAAUAGAUUAUAUUUGGAUAAAAUUCAGUGGACUAAAUAGAAAGGAAAUUUGAGUUUGGGGAAAAAAAUUAUAUAAAAUUUCCAACAAUUCAAGAAGAGUUUGCUCACAUAUUUUUUAAAUGGAUAAUGGUACAUAAAAAUUCAUGUUAUUUAGACUCAUCUAAAAGAAAGAUGUUUUUGCUUUAUCUUAAAUUGCUAGAUUUAUUGCAUGUCAAAAACAAAAUGCUUUGCAAUUUAUGAAAACAUUAGAUGUCAACUAAAUGUUAGCUGUCAACUAGAUAUGUGGGGGAUAAUAUAUAAUUUCUAAAAAAUAUGUUGGAGGUAUGCGAGCAAAAAGUUUGAAGACCCUUGCACUACAGGACUCACUGGGGCCAGGCAGGGGAUGGGGAGCUGGCUGAUUUGGGUUGACGCGGGCCCAGCCUUCAGGGAAGUGGGUGUCAGGGAUUGCGGGUCCAGUAAAGCCUGGCUCAGCAGCCCUGGGUGGAGAAGUACACUGGUCCCCCUUGGGGAUGAACCAGGGCGCCUAGGGGAGGGAGGGAGACCUCACCAGCACCCCCCCCGAAAGCCCAAGAAGACAAAAACAACCUGUACUGAAGUAGAACUGCCCAGGGGUGAGCGCCUGGCUUUCUGUGGUUCUGGCAAACGAGGGAAAGAGAGAUGCUUACAGAGUAGCCACGAGGACAGCACGUCAUUUGUGGGGCCUCUGAGGGAUCAGGACAGCGGGACCCACGACUGGAGCCAGGUGAAGGCUGAGGGCUGCAAAGAAGCUCUGCAGCUGCUCUGGGAGGUGGCACGAGUAGUGGCUAGGAGCCUGGGGAUCCGUAGUCACCUGCCAGCUCUCAGCUCCCACUCUGCCUCUUAUGACCCGUGUGAACUUAGGCGCCUCUCUUUACCUCUGCGAAACUGUCCUCACUGCCCCCCAGGGUUUCAGUUUAAGUGCUCUGAGCAUGUAACACAGUUUAAUAAAAGGACUCAGUAAAUGACAGCGCUUAUCAUUUUUAUGGUUGCUAUGCCAGCUCCGGUAUCAUCUAACAACUUUCUAGGCCUUUCACUCUCUCACCAUCCACCAGUCAUUGUACCAAGACAAAGAGGUGAGAGCAGGCUUGCAUGCCUGCCCUUUACCUUCAGGAAGAACAUUCUACAUGCGGUCAUUCUGUAAUUUCAUUUGUAUUCUCUGUUAAGGACCUUGAUCCUUGGCUCCUCAUCUUCCGUCAUUUGUGUAUCAUUAUUUGCAUAGUAUCUUUACAAUUUUUUGCCAACUCUCCUAUCACCUAUGCUUAGUUACUUAAUAUUUUUCUCUAAAUGUGCUCACUUUUAAAAAUUUUAGAUAAAUUCAUUUUACCAGAACUGGAAAAAAAAGCACUACUAGUUGUAAUAAAAGGCAACUGCAAAAAAAAGAAAAAAUACACAUACACACACAGAGGGGAUUAGAUUCUAAGUCUAAUUCUGAGCCUGUUUUGUUAUAAAAGAGACUAAAAGAAACAAAACAACAAAAACACAGUUGCUGUCAAGUUGACACCAGUUCAUGGCAACCUCACGUGUAUCAGAUUAGAACGGUGCUCCAUGGCUGAUUUUCCCAAAGCAGAUCGCCAAGCCUUUCUUUGCAGGCACCUGUGGGUGGACUCGAACCUCCAACUUUUUGGUUAGUAGCUGAGCAUGUUAACUGUGUGCACCACCCAGGGACUAUGGAGCCAAGUUCUGCUCUGACACACGUGGGGACGCCAUGAGUUAGAAUCCUCUCGAUGGCAACUGGUUACUGCUGAACUUCACUACGUGAUUAAAUUUUAACUUUGACUGUUAGAGACCUAAAAUCACCUUGUGCCUACCCUUCAGAAACAGUGACAUAAACUACUGAGAUAAGGAACUGUGGGAGUGAUCUGAAAUGUGAAUUCUUGGUUCAGGCUAGGAACUUAGGUCCUACUGGCCCACCAGUUGAGAACUGAAGCUUAAGAUUUCACAACACUGUCUGUGUAAGCACCCAAGAGGCUGCUAUGUCCACAGAUGUCAACAUCAAGACACCAUUUAAAUUAAUCAGGUCAACAAUGUUUCUGCGAGGCAACUUUCUUAUUAGCUCUGGUCAUGAUGUUCUUUCCUGAACUUCUAUAAUCAAAAUGAGACAGGAUCUUAAAGCUAGAGAGGAUUCCAGGGCAGGAUCACUUAGAUCUGCAUUGUCUACUAUGGUAGCCGCUAGCCCCAUGGAGCUGUUUAAACUUACACUGAAACUAAUUGAAAAUAAAUAAGAUUAACAGCACUUUUCUCAGUCCUACUUAAAAAAAAAAAAGAAAAAAUACACAUACACACACACAGAGGGGAUUAGAUUCUAAGUCUAAUUC
Molecule: messenger RNA, 12926 nt
Organism: Loxodonta africana (African savanna elephant)
Lineage: Eukaryota; Metazoa; Chordata; Mammalia; Proboscidea; Elephantidae
Product: pro-interleukin-16-like
Exons: 7
Coding region: 261-2051 (596 amino acids)
Biological process (GO): leukocyte chemotaxis; induction of positive chemotaxis
Molecular function (GO): CD4 receptor binding; cytokine activity
Source: RefSeq, a predicted model, not a curated record